Molecule: messenger RNA, 1248 nt
Organism: Hippocampus comes (tiger tail seahorse)
Lineage: Eukaryota; Metazoa; Chordata; Actinopteri; Syngnathiformes; Syngnathidae
Gene: elp6
Product: elongator acetyltransferase complex subunit 6
Exons: 7
Coding region: 246-1067 (273 amino acids)
Biological process (GO): tRNA wobble uridine modification
Cellular component (GO): elongator holoenzyme complex
Source: RefSeq, a predicted model, not a curated record
UCAUGUAUGGAUUUGGAUCUUUGGUUGAACGCCGCUACCGCAAGUUAGCUUAUCAGUUAGCAUCGCGAGGCUUCUGCUAAUUGAAUUCUUUGAUCAUGUUGAAUCUUUCAAUGAAACACUGAUGGCCAGAUGAAGCUUUGAUGAUUAGUAGUAUUGACAACCGUACUGGUGUGAGAUUUAAGCUAUUUUUGUGUGUUCGUGGCGUGUAGCUCCUGCUGACUGGUUCGCUGCUAGUUUGGCUAACGAUGUUUGCGGAGCUCAACAGCAUCUUGAACGUCAGCCCGGAACACUUCAGCACGGGAGAGUUUGUGCUGCUGUCGGACAGGCAAAGUGAUGCCUCUUUUCUCCUGCACCACUUCCUCGGAUUCUACCUCAGAGCUGGCUGUCAAGUGUGCUUCGUGGCUCUGGCUCAGUCGUUCAGUCACUACAGUGCAGUUAGCCAAAGACUGGGUGUGAAUCUGUCUCAGGCCAAGGAGAAAGGUCAGCUCGUGUUCCUUGAAGGACUCCAAGAAUCCUUGUCCAUCCUCAAUCCGCACGAUGCUAGAACAGGAAGUGAGGCCAUGGAUUUCCUCAGGAAUCCCGGGGCAGGCCUGCAAUGUCUCUUCCAGUUUGUUUCCUCCAGUGUCGAUCAUUCCAGGGGAGCAGAGGACGGUGGGCGCGGGCCCCCCGUGCUGUUGGUGGAUGACCUGAGCAUGCUGCUGAGUCUCGGCGUCGGCGUGGAUGCCGUGCUGGAUUUCAGCCAUUACUGCCGCACCGCCAUCUGCUCACAACUGAAGGGCAAUGUGGUGAUGCUGCUGCGCUGCGACGGAGAAGAUGACGACGACGACGAUGUUGGAAGUGAUGAUGGUUCGGAGAGGCUGCUGAGGGGUUUGACUCACCAGUGUAGCCUCGCUCUUCAUGUGCAAAGUCUCCCGACGGGAUAUUGUAGGGACAUUCACGGUCAGGUGGAAAUGUGCGACAGGAGGAGACAAGCCGGCGGUCAACAGAGGAAAAUGACUUUUCACUUCAAAGUUCACGACAAAGGGGCUUCCUUCUUCGCUCCGGGGACUUCCAGCGCUGUUCUCUAAACUCGGCACGUCGAGGCAUUCCUCAUGAGGGAUUGGCAAAGAUGACGGAUGACACCUUGCACAAAAGCAGACGGCAAAUACAAAAGCAAUUGAUGAUUGUGAAUGCACAUCCGGAUGCUCCUUCUUUUAGGAGAAAUUGUUUUUCUCAUCUUCCUAAGUUAUCAAAACCUUUUGAAGGUGA